Messenger RNA from Pseudophryne corroboree (corroboree frog), 921 nucleotides. RefSeq names its product family with sequence similarity 237 member B (gene FAM237B). The record is from RefSeq and is a predicted model, not a curated record. Lineage: Eukaryota; Metazoa; Chordata; Amphibia; Anura; Myobatrachidae. The transcript is spliced from 3 exons. The coding region runs from base 130 to 534 and encodes 134 amino acids.
GAUUGCAGGCUCCCUGGUUGUGACGCAGCUUCGUAGGAGGGGUUUCAAUAUAAAAAUUCCCAAGACUGUCCCACUGCUCACCUCUCCUCCUCUGAUCAGAAGACAGCUCAGAUCCUUUGAAGACAGGUUAUGGAAUCUGCAGCGAGCAACUGGUUUCUUCAGCUGAUCUGUCUUCUCAUGGUGACCUCGGUCUAUGCCAGGUCAAUGUAUCAUAAAGAAUCCCAAGGACAUCUAAACUCGGGAGGACUUGGAGAAAUUGACAAUGAGUGCUGGGAAGCAGCAACCCACAAGCUGGUGGAGAUGAAGAAGCUUCGGGUGGCAGAUACGGUCAUGGGCUUGUGGGACUUCAUGGUCUACUUGAAAGAAUCAGCUAAUCCAAAGCAUAAUGCUCUCUUUGAGGGAUUAGCACAGGACUUCUGGGACAUAUAUGUAGACUGUGUCCUCUCAAGGUCUCACGGGAUGGGCAGAAGACAACUUUCAGUUUAUCUACAAAAACCAGUGAAAGGAGACACCUUGAUCAACCCCUGGUUUUAACGUGAGGAGUGAAUCGGGAAGGUAUCACACUAGGAGGCAUUCCAUACACGUAGCAGCCCAAACUAACAACGUUUAAUCAAGAAGGUUAUUUUCCGUCUCUCUGAAUAUAUAUUCCUAUACCAAGGUUGCCUUCUUCUACUGUUGUUUAUAAUGUAUUUCCAAAAGACAAUCUCUCAGGUAGGCCGGCCCAUUCCCACCUACACACAACGUCUGUACCAUGUCACCAGGUAACAAGAACGCAGUACACUCACAUGUUUGUAUUAUUAGCAAAUUUGAAGAUCGCUGCUGAAAAUUAAUUUGUCAUUAAAAAAGUAAAUAAAGAGCAUGCAGUAUUUUAUCAAUAUACACAGUUUAUAAAAUAAAUAAAGUUGAAAAAUAUUUUUGGUA